AUGACCAUCCGUGACCCAUAUCGGCAGGAUCGGCACAAGAACACGCGAAGAAUUGAAGAUGCUGGUCUGCGGAAACUUAACCUUGGCAUAGCUUUUAUGCUAGCUGCUUCAGCUACUUCGGGUUACAAUGCCAGUCAGAUUAACAGUCUUCUUGUUCUUCCAGAGUUCAACAAGUUCUUGAGUGGACUCGACACAAACAUCAAAGGUCUCAUGAUUGCUGCCGUCUCUCUUGGAUCCUUCCUAGCAUUUAUUCCCGCUUCAUAUGUCGCCGACAACUUUGGCCGUCGCCUUUCCGUUGCCAUCGGUGCCACACUAGUCAUAACCGCAUCCAUCAUUCAAGUAGCUGUCCAGCAGCACUGGGUGUUUUUUGGUGCACGAGUGGUCACUGGAAUCGGUGUGGGAUUCUCACAAACUGCUGCGCCACUGCUUAUUGCAGAGACCGCUCAUCCACGGCAGCGAAGGACUUUGACUGGUCUUUACAAUGCGGUAUGGUUCUGUGGGUCCAUCACAGCUGCUGGUAUUGCCUUCUCCACACUGUCGAUCCAUAACAGUUGGUCAUGGCGGGUCCCCUGCAUGUUGCAGGUCUUUUAUCCUCUCUUCCAACUAGCUGGACUCUUUCUUAUUCCCGAAAGUCCGAGGUGGUUGGUUGCAAAUGAUCGCAAAGGGGAGGCACUUGCCAUGCUCAUUCGAUUCCAUGCAAAUGGUGACCCAGCCGAUAAGCUGGUCCGCGAUGAGUAUGACCAGAUCUGCAAUAGUAUUAUUGCAGAGGCAGACAUGGGAUCUGCUAGUCGGUGGUCUGCUUUCUUCAAGUCUAAAGGUGACCUUCAUCGGUUUACAAUUUGUGUUUUGCUGGGCUUCAUGCAAGAGUGGACUGGAAACGGUGUCACUUCCUACUAUCUCGCUCCCAUUCUCUCUUCCGUUGGCAUCAAGGAUUCUGUUCACCAAGCAGCGGUAAAUAUCAGUCUCCAAGUAUGGAACCUGGUAUUUGCCGUUGCUGGCGCAAGCACAUCCGACAAAUACGGAAGAAGAACCCUUUGGAUGUGCGCAACAACUCUGAUGUUGAUCUUCCUAUCAACGUCUGAAAUCAUGGCAGGGCUCUUCGCGGAAAUGGGAAUCCUUGCAGCUGGAAUAGCAGUGGUCCCAAUGCUGUUCCUUUUCUGUGGAGCCUAUGAUUUUGCAUACAUGCCCCUUUUCAUCGCCUAUCCUGCCGAAAUCCUUCCCUUUCAACUUCGCGCCAAGGGUCUUGCUAUCACGCUUACGACCGACUCUCUAGCUUGUUUCUUCAAUCAAUAUGUCAACCCAGUCGCAUUCGAUGCAAUUCACUGGCGCUACUUUUCCAUUUACGUCGGCUGUCUGGUCGUCGUGCUCGGACUUGUCUACUUCUUCUUCCCUGAGACUCAGGGCAAGUCUCUUGAAGAAGUGUCUCGGAUCUUUGAGAAGAAAGACACCAAGGAGGAGACGAGUCCCACGGAUUCAGAGGGCUCACAGGAAUUCUACGUGAUGAAGUCUGAGCUGUAG
This is a messenger RNA of Penicillium atrosanguineum, 1518 nucleotides long. RefSeq lists its product as uncharacterized. Gene Ontology annotation, molecular function: carbohydrate:proton symporter activity. The record is from RefSeq and is a predicted model, not a curated record. Gene Ontology annotation, cellular component: membrane. Lineage: Eukaryota; Fungi; Ascomycota; Eurotiomycetes; Eurotiales; Aspergillaceae. The coding region runs from base 1 to 1518 and encodes 505 amino acids. The transcript has 4 exons. Gene Ontology annotation, biological process: carbohydrate transport; transmembrane transport.